AGGAGUUUCGCCCGAAGAACAGCGACCACGCAAAAUGAUUACGGAUUUGAACAGCUUUCUCUAUGGGCCCGCAGACAGCGACGACGAUGCGGAAGAUUUGUAUUUCUCCGAGGACGUCUUGCGGGAAUUCGCCAAGACACCUAUCUUUGCUAAGAUCGAUGCAGCCGAAGAACGUUCGACUGAUGAACUGAAACGCGAGCUUGGGCUCCUUCCUGACUGUACCAAAGGGGAAAAGAGCGUUAAUGAGAAGCACAUGAGCAAGAAGCGCAAGCUGAAUGGUGCUGCUUCUUCUUCCAGAGUGGCCACUACCGAUGCUUCGCAUUCCAGCCACGACCACCACGCAGAGGAUGCACAAUUUACGCCCCGGAACAUGGAGAUGAACCGGUCGGUAAACGACGAGAAUUAAACGAAGAAAUUGACCAGGAGUACUAGCGUUCCAGAAGGUGGAUUGUUACCAUAUUUUAGCAGUUUUCACUAUAUCCCUCGAACAGAGACAAGGGAUAAAUCAACUCGCUAGCGAGCUUAGAAGGGUAUUUAUAAUGAAGUACG
Molecule: messenger RNA, 549 nt
Organism: Fomitiporia mediterranea MF3/22
Lineage: Eukaryota; Fungi; Basidiomycota; Agaricomycetes; Hymenochaetales; Hymenochaetaceae
Exons: 3
Coding region: 35-406 (123 amino acids)
Source: RefSeq, a predicted model, not a curated record